AUGGCUGCCAAAAAUCUGACGAUUGCCGACCUUUUCAAUAGUUCCGGCCCUUUUGCUUUGCUCUUGAACUCGACGGGGGCCGACAGUCAUAAUUACCCUUCCCUGAAUAGCAACCCGUUGCUUUCGGAGCCAAUCCCUCUAGAUGUUGUAGCAUCAUGGCCUCCACCAAAUUAUAUAAACCCAGAGACGAAACAUCCGCAGAUGUUUGCGUGGGAAUUGAGUUUACUGAGUUUGGCGGUUAUAGCGGUGGUGUUGAGAUUAUAUGUUAGAAUAUGGAUGAUGAGACCUAUUUGGGGAAUUGGUGGGGAUGACUGGGGAGUUGGGGUUGCAUUGGUGAGAUAUACUCCAUAG
Orbilia oligospora ATCC 24927 is the source of this 351-nucleotide messenger RNA. RefSeq lists its product as uncharacterized. The transcript has a single exon. NCBI's taxonomy places the organism in Eukaryota, Fungi, Ascomycota, Orbiliomycetes, Orbiliales, Orbiliaceae. The record is from RefSeq and is a predicted model, not a curated record. Bases 1 to 351 code for a protein of 116 amino acids.